CUCGAACUCUAUUGAAUGAAUUCAUAAAUAUAGUGAUAUCGUUCCACAACAGACCUCUCCUGCACUGUACCUCACUCUGAAACGUAUCAAAUAGAAUCUAUUCCACGAUAUUUCUCGCACACACUAUCCUGUAAUGCGGGCUUCUCCCCAGAUCCCCCUCGAGGGAAAUACACCUUUCACCAAUUAUUCAAACUGGAGGCUCAAAUGUACAGAUGGUGGAAGGCAUAUAUGGCACUAUUUAUCUGAUGAGGAAGCCAAGACUUGGCCACAGUCCAUUAUCGACAAAUACUGGCUUGGCCUUCCGACAGGCCUCCCAGCACUGCCAAUAGCGAAAGAUGCAAUGUCUGCAGCACGUAACGGCUUUUCCUUUUACAAGAAUCUCCAAGAUCCUGAUGGCCAUUGGCCUGGUGAAUACGGUGGACCCAUGUUUCUUCUCCCCGGACUGGUCAUUGGGUCAUAUGUGUCGGGCAUGGAUUUUACAGAGGGACAGAGAAUGGAGAUUAUAAGAUAUUUAAUCAACCGUGCUCAUCCUGAUGAUGGUGGCUGGGGAAUCCAUGUCGAAGGCGUAUCCACAGUUUUCGGCACGGCGCUCAAUUAUACAGUUAUGAGGCUCUUGGGUGUGCCAAAGAACCAUCCUCUUUUAGUGAGGGCACGAGCUCAUCUGCAUCGUUUGGGGGGAGCAACUGGAGUACCUUCGUGGGGAAAGUUUUGGCUGUCAGUAUUGAAUGUGUACGAUUGGGAGGGAAACAACCCCAUUCCUCCCGAGCUUUGGCUUCUGCCCGAUUGGUUGCCGAUACACCCCCAUCGGUGGUGGAUACACACCCGACAAGUAUAUGUGGCGAUGAGCUACUUAUAUGGGAUUCGCUUCCAGGCUGCUGAUAACGAGCUUAUUCUCUCUCUGAGAAAAGAGCUUUAUGUGCAAGACUAUAACACCAUCAACUGGCCUGAGCAGCGGAAUAAUGUUGCACCAGUCGAUAUUUAUGCACCUCAUACCACUCUCCUUGACAUUCUCAAUGGUGUUCUGGGCGCCUACGAGUGUUGUCUUGUCCCAUUCAUUAGAAGACGUGCUUUGAACCGAGCGUACGAGCUCAUCUGCAAGGAGGAUGAAAAUACGUCAUACCAGGACCUCGGUCCUGUGAAUAAAAUGAUUAAUCUCAUUUGUCGAGCGCACGUCGAAGGACCAGACAGUGAGGCAUAUCGGAUGCAUGAGCGAAGGCGCUUGGACUUCAUGUGGCUCGGCGCAGAAGGGAUGCUGAUGUGCGGUACCAAUGGCUCCCAACUUUGGGAUACGGUAUUCAUAUCUCAGGCUAUUGUGGAAACUGGUCUUGAUGCAGCGAUUAACGCACUACGCUGGAUUGACCAGUGUCAGAUACGCGAGAAUCCGAAGCAUUACGAAUCUGCUUACCGUCACAGAACAAAAGGCGCAUGGCCGUUUAGCACCAAGGAACAGGGAUAUACCGUCAGUGAUUGUACUGGAGAGGGUCUCAAGGCAAUUAUUUAUUUGCAAAAGCACGCUGAAGGAGCUCCCGAACUCGUCUCCAAUGAACGUCUAUGCGAUGCAGUGGAUACACUCUUGACCAUGCAGAACUCGAAUGGAGGUUUUGCUAGCUAUGAGUUGGUGCGUGCGCCGUCAAGGCUCCUUGAGAUGAUUAACCCCGCGGAGGUUUUUGGCAAUAUCAUGACCGAUUAUACAUACCCGGAGUGCACGACCUCAGUCGUGACGGCAUUGACGAUAUUUAAACAGUAUCAACCUGAGUAUCGAAGGAACGAGAUUGACACCACAAUUCGCCGUGCAAUUUCUUAUAUACACAAGUCCCAGCGAGCUGAUGGGUCAUGGUUCGGCUCCUGGGGCAUCUGCUUCACUUACGCCACUAUGUUUGCUCUCGAAUCCCUGUCUCAAAACGGCGAGACGUAUAAUUCAAGCGAGAGCGUAAAGAAGGCAUGCGAGUUUUUGAGAUCUAAGCAAAAACUAGAUGGCGGAUGGGGCGAAACAUAUAUGAGUUGCGUUUCUGGCGUGUAUACGGAACAUCCGGAAUCCCUCGUUGUGCAGACUUCUUGGGCCUUGCUCGGUUUGAUACACGCGAAAUACCCGAAGAGACAGCCGUUGGAACGUGCUGUGCGACUCAUUAUGACACGUCAACUUCCCGAUGGAUCAUGGGCUCACGAGGCGAUUGAAGGCAUCUUCAAUAAAAACUGUGCUAUUGCAUACCCCAACUUCAAAUUCAGUUUUACUAUUUGGGCGCUGGGCAAGGCGCACAAAUACCUUCAGACCAUUGAUUGAAAAACGGUGACCCCUUUAUAGUUACGCGCGAGACUCAUGCGACCUAUGUAUCGACUUGAGGAUUUUAUCAUUAUUGUACCUAUGACUGCAUGAGUCCUAUCAUCAAAGAUUCGGCAACCUCUUCCGACAAAAUGUUCUUUACAUCGAUCUCAUUAUCUGUGAUCCAAUCGUAUGCUUC
Messenger RNA from Cantharellus anzutake, 2459 nucleotides. Its product is annotated as terpene synthase. Bases 134 to 2281 code for a protein of 715 amino acids. Gene Ontology annotation, cellular component: lipid droplet. Lineage: Eukaryota; Fungi; Basidiomycota; Agaricomycetes; Cantharellales; Hydnaceae. Gene Ontology annotation, biological process: ergosterol biosynthetic process; triterpenoid biosynthetic process. The transcript is spliced from 11 exons. The record is from RefSeq and is a predicted model, not a curated record. Gene Ontology annotation, molecular function: lanosterol synthase activity.